CCAGCCUCCAGGGCGGCGGAGCCGGGAAGUGGGAGCCGGAGCGAAGGAGGCGGAGACUGGCGAGGCUGCCGCCGCCCGCCGGGCUCCGAGGCGAGGGGCUGCAUGGAGCUGCCGGCGCGGCUCUGCGCGCUAUGGGCGCUGCUCCUUUGCGCCGGCGGCGGCGGGGACGCGGUGCCCGCGGAAACUCAGCCACCAGUGACGAAUUUGAGUGUUUCAAUUGAAAACCUCUGCACAGUAAAAUGGACAUGGAAUCCUCCGGAGGGAGCCAGCCCGAAUUGUAGUCUGCGGUAUUUUAGUCAUUUCGGCAACAAGCAGGAUAAGAAAAUUGCUCCAGAAACUCAUCGUUCAAAAGAAGUGGCCCUGAAUGAGAGGAUUUGUCUGCAAGUGGGGUCCCAGUGUAGCACCAAUGAAAGUGACAAUCCUAGCAUUUUGGUGGAAAAGUGCACCUCACCCCCUGAAGGUGAUCCUGAGUCGGCUGUGACUGAGCUACAAUGUGUUUCGCACAACCUGAGCUACAUGAAGUGCACUUGGCUCCCAGGAAGGAACACAAGUCCUGACACUAACUAUACUCUCUCCUACUGGCACAGCAGUCUGGGAAAAAUUCAUCAGUGUGAAAACAUCUCUAGAGAAGGUCAACGCAUUACUUGUUCUUUUACUCUGACUAAAGUAAAUAAUUCCAGUGUCGACCCACAGAGUGUUCAAGUGAUGGUCAAGGAUAAUGCAGGAAAAAUUAGACCAUCCUUUCAUAUAGUGCCUUUAACUUCUCGUGUGCAACCUGAUCCUCCACAUAUUAAAAGGCUCUUCUUUCAACAUGGUGACUUAUACGUGCUAGGGAAGAAUCCACAGAAUUUUAUUAGCACUUGCUUAUCUUAUCAAGUAGAAGUCAAUAACAGCCAAACUGAGACGCAUUAUAUUUUAUCUGUUGAAGAGCCCACAUGUGAUAGUUCAGAGUUUGAGGAAAACCUGGAGGGCACAAUUUGUUUCCGGGUUCCUGUUGUUCUUCGUGAUACUUUGAACACAGUCAGAAUGCGAGUAAAAACAAAUAAGUUAUGCUAUGAAGAUGACAAACUGUGGAGUAAUUGGAGUCCAGCGAUGAGUAUAGGUAAGAAGACCAAUCCAACACUCUAUACCAUCAUGUUACUCAUCAUUCCAAUCAUUGUUGCAGGUGCAAUCAUAGUCCUUCUGCUUUAUCUAAAAAGGCUCAAGAUCAUUAUAUUCCCUCCAAUUCCUGAUCCUGGCAAGAUUUUUAAAGAAAUGUUUGGAGACCAAAAUGAUGACACCCUGCACUGGAAGAAGUAUGACAUCUAUGAGAAGCAAAUCAAAGAAGAAACCGAUUCUGUCGUGCUGAUAGAAAACCUGAAGAGAACCUCUCAGUGAUGGGGAUCAUUUAACAUUCAAUCUGAGAACUUGUUAAAUGGAAACUGAAACUACUGGACCAUUUAAAAACAGGCAGCUCAUAAGAGCCAUAGGCUUUUAUGUUGAGUCACUCACCGAAAAACUAAAAAUAAUGGGCUUCUUGGAGAAGAGAGGGGAGUUAUUCUCAUUGAAUUGUAAAAGCAGGCAUCUUUUGUGAAGUUUUCAAACUAGGGGACAAAGCAAAAAGCAAUGAUGCCAAUAGAAUUAAUCUUAUCAAGAGUUGUGACAACUUUCUUAAGGAUCUAUGCCUGCUUUGUAUUCGUUUUGUCAAACAAUACCAACAAAUUUUAUUUGUGGGUAUACUCAUUUUGGGGUGCAAAUGCUAAUGCCAAACUUGAGUCACAGAGACCAUUUAGCAAACAAAAUUGAAAAAAAAUCUGUUAUUUGUUGUUUGGGAUCCCAUUCAGUAAUGUUUGUGACUAUCAAAUUGUAAGGGUCCGGAAUCAUUUUCCCUUCAGCAGCAUUUUCCUCUACUUUGAAAGGCCCAAACAUUAGUGUUGACCACGAUGAUGACAACCACAGAAAAAACAGUGGCAGCUUCUUUUACCAAUACCUUUCAGAGCCAUUGCAGGCUUUUAAGGGCAGCAGAGGCAGAAUGACUUGCUGGGUAUUAGUAUUUGAACCACUGCAUUCUCCAAUGAUAUACUGUUUUUUCUUCACCUCUACUGCUCAAAUCAAGUAUUUACUAUGUGUUCAGAUUGUGCUAGGCUCCCAGGUGUGAGGCACCUCCAUCUAAGGGUUGACAACCUGGUUGCCACUCUUCAGUUCUUACCACUUUCUUUUUCUCCACCAGUCCUUUUUCAGACCUUUUAAUUCCCUAGUCCCCACACCUGAUUUCCCCUUUCAAUGGAUAUUAGAAUAUAAAUCUGCUCAGAUACCUAGAGGAGCAGGGAGUGAUUUGUAUCUCAGGUAAAGUGUGAGUUGACUGAGAAACAAUGACAAGUUCUUGCAUAUUUUGUAAGUUCUGUGUGGGUCUACAUUUAUUUGAAGGUUUUCAGCAUUUACUAUUUCUCUACAUAGUUUCUAAAUAGAAUGGAGAUAUUAUCUUCACUUAGAACUUUGCUAUUUGCUUGAUAAAAAGAAUAGUUGUGUUUCCCUCUUUUCCCUACUGUCACAAAUAGUUAUUUGGUUUUGUCUUGUAUAGCUAGCCAGCAUCAAGGUUCCAAUGUUUGUAUGCAUUUUUUGCAUAUGUUAGGGUUCCAUUCUCACCCAUCCCCACAACAUAUAUUCCCCCUAUCCCUACUUCCUCCAAAUUUAAAGAAGUAUGGAAAUGAUAUUGCCUUCCUAGUGUUUCUCUCCUUACAAAGCUAGACUUAGAUUACUAGUAGCAACUUGAGAAAUUUGUAUCACCAAUUCUCCAAACGUUCAACCAUUUGUAUUAACCAGAUGGUGCUACUUGUAAUUCCUGCUGUUAGGGGAAGGAAGAUCAGAGAUCCCCGCUCCUCACAGGUUUGGGGAAAAGUAGCAACCUGCUUGCACUGCAGAAGAGGAGCACUGUGUCCCCAGCUUUUCUGAGAAAAUUGGGGUUCAGAGCAAGGGUAGAUGCCAAGCUGUUGCCUCCCUGUGCUUUUAUUUUUGAGGUCAGAUUGAGCCUGGAAGACAGGCAUGGAUGUUCCACUUUGUUCUACUGUUUUCUAAAAAAAACAAAACAAAACACAAAAAACACACACAAAAAAACAAAAAACAAACAAACAAAACUUGGUUUUCCCUUGUAGGAAUGAGAUUAUUUCCUAGCCAGGCCUUUUAUAAUUCUGGGAAGCAGAACACUGAAAUGCCUCACCCAAAGCCAUUUUUCCUCUUACCCUAUUUAGAUGGCAAUGCAGUGAGGGUGUGCUUUGAUAUUCUUAUUACCCAAGGAGCUACUGAUGCUGAUAGUCAUGCAUCCUGGGAGUGGGGAAAUUGUAUUUUGUUUUCAUCCUCCUUUUUUAGCAGUAAAAUAGUAUUUGGGGGGGGGUAGUAAAAUAGUUGAGGGAAAAGGGGACAGUGAGUUAUGGGAUUAGCUAGCUGUGGCUGUUUUUUAAUUGUUGAAGAAUGAUCCCCAGGACUUGGGAGCUCUUGGAGACUUUAAUACAGGGUGGGGAAAAAGUAGGUUUACAGUUGUUCAUAUGAAAAAUAAUACAAUAAUAAUACAAAAAUAAACUGUGUUUUGUGUACUCAUAACUGUAAAUGUACUUUUGCCCCAUCCUGUACACCAGUGGGAUUCUCAUCACCUGUAGGAAACUAGUAGGUUCAUUACUGUUUUAUGUCUGACCUAUAUGGAUUUUUCCCCCCCGCAUACCUAAGUAAACCUACUGUAAGGAUGUACAUUCUUAUUCUUUCAUUCUGAUAAGUGUUUUCUUCAUCUGGGCACUAAAGGGAUAUGUGAAACAAUGUUAACAUUUUUUGUAAUGCCUUCAACUAGGGGUCAUUGUGUUUAACUUCUUAUAGAAAAGCUUGAAUAAAAUAAAUAUUGUCUUUUUAUAUGUCA
This is a messenger RNA of Myotis daubentonii (Daubenton's bat), 3883 nucleotides long. RefSeq names its product interleukin 13 receptor subunit alpha 1 (gene IL13RA1). Lineage: Eukaryota; Metazoa; Chordata; Mammalia; Chiroptera; Vespertilionidae. The record is from RefSeq and is a predicted model, not a curated record. Gene Ontology annotation, biological process: cytokine-mediated signaling pathway. Gene Ontology annotation, molecular function: cytokine receptor activity; protein binding. Gene Ontology annotation, cellular component: external side of plasma membrane; membrane.